Solanum lycopersicum (tomato) is the source of this 2360-nucleotide messenger RNA. The record is from RefSeq and is a predicted model, not a curated record. Lineage: Eukaryota; Viridiplantae; Streptophyta; Magnoliopsida; Solanales; Solanaceae.
GGCGCAACUUUUUUUUGGACCUCCCCGCGUUACUAAUUUCAGACCCGCCCGAUAACAGAUUUCCGCAACCCAUUAGGGCUCUACCUUCACCUUUUUAUCUUCAACGACUUUUCCCCAAUUCUAUUCCAUCUUCUUCUUGACCUCGAUUUCUCAUCGGAAACUUCAAAUCAAUCUCCGAUUCAUCUAAUUCGUUCUCCCCCCUUUCUAUUGAUACCUCUUUCGGCUAUAUCCAUUAGCUAGACAAUGCAGUUAUACAUGAUUCAAAAAUUAUUCGGCUGAGAUUGUAGAGCUGUGGACUGUAGUGCUCGUCUUUACAGUUUUUGUGUGUUUGAUUCACUAAUUAUGGUGCAAAAAAGACCUUUUGGUGAAGAGGAUCUGUAUGAGGUUUCAUCUAAACAACCAAGGCAUGAACCCAGUUGUCAGCUAGAUUCGGUUUUGGAACUUUCUCGUGAAUCAGUAGCUGUGGAUGCUUAUGCUUCAGGUGGUGAUGAGGACAACUCUUCGAAAAUCUUCCCUGAUGCAAACAAGAAAUUUGAUAGUCACGUUGUGGCUGAAGUUCUUUUUUCUUCUGAGAAGGAAACUGAGAUGGGCACUCAUGGAUCUGCUUCAAACUCUUCCUGGCCCACCAGUAGCACCAGUGAGGAAGACAACAGGCCUGAGGCUCCUUUUCACAGAUUGACGUCUCCUGAAUAUUACUAUUUUGAUCAUUUGUUCAGAGCUGCUGCUCAUCACAGGGAGAUAUAUUCCUCUCUUUCGAGUAAUCCUCAAAAGAUGGUUCCUAUUGGACCAGAUUUCCAGGCAGAGUUACCAGAAUGGACACCAUAUAGUAAUAAGGAUAAACCGUGCAUAGAAGGUAUACAUGAAACUGUGAGUUCUCCAUCUCAAGCCAAUGAAAAUAAACUUGCUGGAAGGACUAUCAUUCCGAUGCCUAAAAUGGAGCUACUUGCAGACCAGGUCGAGAAUAUUGGAGAGAGAAGAGUUGAAUGUUCUUGUGAAGAUAAAGAUUCCAUAAGAUGUGUUCAACUAGAUGUCAUCGAAGCAAGGGAAAAACUAAAGCUAGCCCUUGGCGAGGAGACAUUUGUUAGGUUGGGGUUUUGUGACAUGGGAGAGGUAGUGGCAGAAAAAUGGAGUGAAGAGGAAGAGGAACUAUUUCAUGAGGUUGUAUUGUCCAAUCCUGCCUCGUUAGGCAAUAAUUUUUGGAACCAUCUUGCAGUUGAGUUUCCUUCACGGCGUAGGGAAGAACUUGUCAGCUAUUAUUUUAAUGUCUUUAUUUUGCGAAAACGUGCCGAGCAGAACAGAUUUGAUCCACUGAACAUAGACAGUGAUAAUGAUGAGUGGCAUGACGCAGUUGAUGAUGCUGACGAGGCAGCUAAAAUGACAGAUGAAGAUGAGGACUCUGUGGUUGAAUCUCCAGCACAUCAUAAUGGUCUCAGCUACAAUAUGAUCCAUGAGGAGCGCGAUAGACGAACAUAUGAUGAGGAUGCGCAUGAAGCAAUAUGUGAAGAUUAUAAGCCUGUAAAUUUCGGUAGCAGGAAGGUCUUCACUGAUGUGCAGGAAUCAUGUCCUAGUAAGUUUUUUGAUAGUAACAACAGUUUUAAAGUUGGCAUGCAGCCUCAAGACCAAGGACUAUCAAGUAAAGUGGUUGAGUCCUGUACAACUGAUGCAGCUGGGGUUACUUCAGAAUCAUCACUAGGGAAGACUAACAAUGAUAACCAUUGGGCAAGUGAUAUUGCUGGAAUGGGCAGUGGCACCAAGCAUGAUAGUCUGUUGGAGUCGUGUAAUGGCAAAGAGUGGGAUGGUGGGUACUUGAACUGUGCCAGAAAUGAAGUUGGUUUGGUUCCAACACCCACUAUGAUUGAAGAAGUCUUUGGUGAUGGAGCCUGGAUAUAUAAGAGCCGAGAUGGUUAGAGGUUAUGCUUUAGUCUAACUCUAGUUUCUCUUUCAACAAAAAAAAAAAAGGGAAUGUGAUUCUUUUAUUCAAGGGUUUAGCUAAGUUUUGACACAUUUUACGUUCAUGCCGCAGUAGCUGGGCUGUGUGGUGGAAUCAUCUGGUAAUGUUUCAUUAGCACGUUCCAGUUUUCCUUGUAUAGUCAUAGUAGUGGGAGUAUUUUUUUUUAACCCAAGAUGUAAGAAAUUGCAUUGCAAUGGUGGUGUUACAUAAGCUGAUGGAUGCUAAACUUUUGGAGCUGUACAGUAGCCACUAUUUUGUUGUCUUAGCACCAGAUUCCUAGGAAGCUUUUGACUGACUGGUUUCUUAAAAUAAUAUUUGUAAAGUUUAAGCUAUAUGGUCAAUUGAUCCAUAUUUCAAAAAAGGAGGAUAAAGAUCCGUUUAAAUUAUUGAAGUUUAGUUUUGUACAGAA